AUGGAGAUUUUCAAGAAAUUGGAGAUUAACAUACCCUUCUCUAAAGCUUUGAAACAAAUGUCUUCAUAUGCUAAAUUUCUGAAGGAACUCCUCACUAAGAAAAGGAAAUACAUUAAAGAGGAAACCAUUGAAGUACAAGGAAACGACAGUGCUAUUAUACAAAAGCUUUUACCUCCCAAGUUAAAAGAUCUAGGAAGCUUCACCAUUCCUUGCACUGUAGGGAAUAUCUCUGUUGGAAGGGAACUCAUUGAUUUAGGAGCCAGUAUCAAUCUGAUGUCGCUCUCUAUGUUUAAGAAGAUUGAAGGUUUGGAACUCAAGCCUACUCAGAUGACUCUUCAACUAACGAAUAGAUCUCUGAAAUAUCCUUAUGGGGUAGCUGAAGACGUGCUUGUAAAGGUGGACAAGUUUCUAUUUCUUGUGGACUUUGUUAUCAUGGAGAUGGAGGAGGAUGUGAAUGUGCCUCUCAUUCUUAGGAGACCAUUUAUGAAGACUUCAAGAGUCUUAAUUGAUGUGGAGAAUGACAAGCUUAAAGUAAGAGUCCAAGAUGAAGAAGUAAAUUUUGACGUGUUUGAAGUUAUGUCACAUACCAAGGAUGAGAAAGCAUGUUUCCAGUUUGAUACACUUGACAAAGUUUGUAUAGUGCAAGAGAAGAUG
Vigna umbellata (rice bean) is the source of this 654-nucleotide messenger RNA. RefSeq lists its product as uncharacterized. The record is from RefSeq and is a predicted model, not a curated record. NCBI's taxonomy places the organism in Eukaryota, Viridiplantae, Streptophyta, Magnoliopsida, Fabales, Fabaceae.